Molossus molossus (Pallas's mastiff bat) is the source of this 2728-nucleotide messenger RNA. It is a transcript of the gene CPOX, whose product is annotated as coproporphyrinogen oxidase. Gene Ontology annotation, molecular function: coproporphyrinogen oxidase activity. Lineage: Eukaryota; Metazoa; Chordata; Mammalia; Chiroptera; Molossidae. The transcript is spliced from 7 exons. The coding region runs from base 129 to 1457 and encodes 442 amino acids. The record is from RefSeq and is a predicted model, not a curated record. Gene Ontology annotation, cellular component: cytoplasm; mitochondrial intermembrane space.
ACGACGAGGUAGUAGCUCUUCUUCGCCCCAGGUUCCCUGCUCCUGCGCGGUUCGUGGGCUCGGGGUCCCGCGGACUCAGGGGCCGACCUCCGGGACGCGGGCACCGCCCAGGGUGACAGUGCGGGGACAUGGCCUUGCCCCUGGGCAGGCUGAGCGCGGGCCCCUGCUGGCGCGUGGCCCGGGGCGGCUGCGGAGAGCUGCGCGCUUGGUCCCGGCGCCGCACGGCCGGAUGCAUCUGCCGGGCCCCUGGCACGGCCGGCGCCGAGCCAAGCCGCGGGCUGGGGCACCGCGCGGCGGCGGGAGGCGGCCCCCGGCUGGGGACCGGGCUGGCCGCGGCGCUGGCGGGGCUGGCAGGGCUGGCCGCCGCCGCCUUCGGGCACGUGGAGCGGGCGGAGAUGGUGCCCAAGGGCUCGGGGGUGCGGAGCCCCUCGCCGGGGAGGCCGGAGGAGGAGGACGAGCUGGCCCGCCGUUGCAGCUGCUUCAUGGCCUCGCCUGUGACCGACCUGCGCGAGCUGCGGAGGAGGCCGGGCGACAUGAAGACCAAGAUGGAGCUGCUGAUCAUGGAGACCCAGGCCCAGGUGUGCCAGGCGCUGGCACAGGUUGAUGGGGGAGCCCGCUUCUCUGUGGACCGGUGGGAGAGGAAGGAAGGAGGUGGUGGCAUCAGCUGUGUUCUUCAAGAUGGGCGUGUUUUUGAAAAGGCCGGGGUGAGCGUUUCUGUCGUUCAUGGAAAUCUUUCUGAGGAAGCAGCAAAGCAGAUGAGAAACAGAGGGAAAAAUCUGAAGACUAAAGAUGGUAAAUUGCCGUUUUCUGCUAUGGGUGUGAGCUCCGUUAUACACCCCAAGAAUCCACAUGCUCCUACUGUCCAUUUCAACUUCAGAUACUUUGAAGUAGAAGAAGCUGAUGGUAACAAGCAUUGGUGGUUCGGUGGGGGAACUGACCUCACUCCCACGUACUUGAACCGAGAGGACGCUGUCCAUUUUCACAGAACUCUAAAGGAGGCUUGUGACCGGCACGGCCCAGAUCUCUACCCUAAAUUCAAAAAAUGGUGUGAUGAUUACUUUUUUAUACCCCAUCGUGGGGAGCGGAGGGGCAUCGGGGGUAUCUUUUUUGAUGACCUUGACUCUCCAUCCAAGGAGGAGGUGUUUCACUUUGUGCAGAGCUGUGCCCAGGCUGUUGUUCCUUCUUAUAUUCCUCUUGUGAAAAAGCACUGUGAUGACUCCUUCACCCCUCAGGAGAAGCUGUGGCAGCAGCUCCGGAGAGGACGGUAUGUGGAAUUUAAUCUGCUGUAUGAUCGGGGUACAAAGUUUGGCCUCUUCACUCCGGGAUCCAGGAUCGAAAGCAUCUUGAUGUCUUUACCUCUGACUGCCCGAUGGGAGUACAUGCAUUCACCCUCAGAGAACUCCAAAGAAGCUGAAAUUCUGGAAGUUCUGCGCCAUCCAAGGGACUGGGUGCAUUGAUGGAGGUGACGCCUCAUCCGGGGGUUUGGGGACACAACAUGUGCCCCCGUUCCACUGGCCAGCACCGUUGCCACUGCAUGGCAAUUAGUUCCCUGUGUCUUGAGCCCCAGUCUUCACUCUGGAGCCUGUCUCCCUGGCAGGUGGUGAAAUGGGUUUUAAGCACCACAGGUUUCUGUUGGGUGUCGCUGGUGAUGGGCGGUGCGAUGGCAGCUUGUCAGAGCCGAUUGGUUGAUACUAGUCUUAUUUAUGCUUUUAGAAUCCUUUUAUAUGACUAGUUUACAAAAUGUGACAUUGGAUUUCCUGUAUUGAGUUAAGAGAAUCUUAAGUAUUUUCAUUUUUAUCAGGGAACUUCUCAUGUUAUUUUUAUUUCUUUUAAUUUUAGUUUCUACUACAAAAAUCUGUCAUGGGAUAAAUUUAUUUUCAUUAAUUCAGUGAAGUUGAGCGUAUUAGUAAUUUUAGAAAGCAACAUGAAAUGAAGAUAAAACUUGUCAUUACUGAAGUUUCUUUAAACAUAAUGUUUGUUUUUAUGUAUCUUGAUGUAGAAAUCAUAAUGUAAAAUACUCACUUUUUUAUAAUGAUAGGUAUUUAGAAACACUUGAAAUUUUCUUAAUCUCUACAUAUGUUACAAUUGAUUACCUGUGUUUGUUAAUUCUACAUCACUGGUAUUUAAAUAAGGGGCAUCUAAUUUGUCAUUUUGAUUUUUAUAGAACUAGAAUUUGUUAAUGUUGGGAUUCUCUACACUUUUGAAUGUAAAAUCUUAUAACCAUAGAUUCUGAUAUUUAAAAAUUUCUAUUCCAGAUAGUUCUGUAUGGAGACUUAAACUAAAAACAAUCCUGGGGGUGUUAAUGAAUAUAGGAAAUGUUUCUCAUUUGGUGAUACUUUCCUUCUUUAAUUAAAGCAAACUUAACAACUGUUAUGAGUGUGAGAAGCAUGUAGGCAUUUGAUAAAUAUAUUUUUCUCAUAAGAUGGACUAGUUGAAAUUGUCCUAUUUUUAAAUCAGAGAUUCUGCAACUCAUAUUUUUUGCUUUUAAGAGAAAUUCACAACAAAAUUCCAAAUACGGCUUCUUUGUUCACAUGAUAAUAUGAAUGUAUGUGUUUUUAAUCCAUAAUAUAUUGAAGUUUGUAAGGACUAGAAUCUUCCUACAUACGAUUAAGCAUCAUCUUGGAACACAUGGAAUGUAUGUGACUGUGUGACUCUUUAGGUCUGGAAAACGUAUGAAUUCGUCAAUUGUCUUAAAACAGAUCUGAUUAAAUUUUAUUAUGAAAUAUGA